AUGCAGAAUCGCCGGUCGCUCAUCUAUCGGAAGGAAGAGCGCGGGAUGUUCCCUGUGCUGAAGCACCUCCGCGUGGGCAUAUUUUCACGGAGCCCUCUUGCUCGCGCGCUCGUCGCGCGUCCUCUGAACGAGGAGACCAAGAGAAAGGAGGUGUAUCCUGGGAUGACACCGUAG
This is a messenger RNA of Punctularia strigosozonata HHB-11173 SS5, 174 nucleotides long. RefSeq lists its product as uncharacterized. NCBI's taxonomy places the organism in Eukaryota, Fungi, Basidiomycota, Agaricomycetes, Corticiales, Punctulariaceae. The record is from RefSeq and is a predicted model, not a curated record. Bases 1 to 174 code for a protein of 57 amino acids. The transcript has 2 exons.